GCAUCUUCCAUUAGAGCCAAGCCAACAAAGAGAAAUACGUCUUCGGGGAUCAAACUUCCACCAUGUCCUAAUAAUCGGAUUCCGAUGCUAACCGCAAAUCCCUCAGAAAAGGUAUACGCUACAAUUUAAAUCCAUAGUCUGAUUCAUAUUAGGAAGGGAACAUUUUACAGACACAGGCUGUAAACCUGAGAUUUUUUUUUACAUUGUCAUUUUCUUGAUAUAUAUAUUUUUUUUUAGUUUAUUGUGGAUGUCAUUCUCCAACAAAGUAUAAAUUAUUUUUAAAAAAAUCACAUUAAUAUGUACAUUUUACAUAUGUUCUGUAAUCUACAUUAACUGAAUUUCUAUUUGUUUAGGUGGAUUUCAUUAGAGCACCCCCAGCAGAACAAUUUGUGGAUGUUCCUUCUGGAGUGAAAUUUCCAGUGUGUCCUAAACAACCUGUCCAGUUCUGUACCACCAAGCUCUCAGAAAAGGUAUUUAAUACUAAUCCAGACUAGUAAGCAGAUAUUUUCAAGACAAUUGAAAUAGGGCUACGGAUUGAUAUGAAGGGUUGUAUAUUUAAUGCCAAGCCAUGGAAUGAUUAAUUAAAGUAAGCAUUAAAAGAUUUUAUAAAUUAGUAUCUCACAUCAAUCAUUAGUUCUAUUGUAGAUUAUUAACUCUUCUACCAUAUAACAAAAUAGCUGAAGUGGAUAAGCAUUAGUCUACUAUGUUUAACCUACUAUGUUUAACCUUUCAAACAAUCCCCAAUUAUUUCAUAUAUUGGUUGUUUUAUGCUAGUGAGUGUUCUUCAGAAUAGGUUUACAGAAUGAGUGCACAAAUGUUUUAUGUUAUAAUGUUUUUGCAGCUUUUUAAGCCAAGUCCAUCAUUUGACCUUGAGGAUCCAUAUUGUCAUUUGAUGAGGACAACCUACAAUAACCUGCAUGACCCAUACUUAAAAGAAUAUUACCAGAGUAAAGUACCCCGACAACGGAUCCGUCAGCAGGGAUUUAUCACCAGUGAUGAUAAG
Messenger RNA from Pelobates cultripes (western spadefoot toad), 1003 nucleotides. The record is from the annotation of a GenBank genome assembly. NCBI's taxonomy places the organism in Eukaryota, Metazoa, Chordata, Amphibia, Anura, Pelobatidae.